AAUCGCAGGCCAGAAAAGAAAGUUUCCGCCAGUCGUCGGGCGAGUUGGGCUCGAAGCGUGCUGGGGAGGCAGCAUGCACCGCGUUUGCUGACACUCAGCUGCACCAAAUUAGUGAAUAUCGCGAGUGCUUCCUUUCGAAUAUCAUAAACUUUUCCCAUACAAUGCGGAGACUAUGACAGAUGCUUUUUCGUAGCAUUGUCCGUGCUCAACUAUUUAAGUAGGACAACUUCGAUUUCACACAUCCGCGUGCAGUGAACAUGAAAAGAGAGCUGUUUGCACACCUUCGCAACAACUAUGGCAACGCUUGCAUUGCUGUUGGAUUGUUCUACCUGUUCGUCGUCAAGGCGUCGUGGGCGGCCGACCUGGCCAUCCAGAUCCCGGCGGGCGGCGGCGGCGCCUUCCGCCUGGACUACCAGCCGCCCGUGGGCGAGCCGGCGCCCAACUCCACCGUGUCCGGCGGCGAGAUCCGCUUCUCGCGCGCGCUGCCCGGCACGCGCUACGAGUUCUGGCUCUACUUCAGCAACAGCUCGGUGAGCGAGCUGCUGACGUGGACGGCGUCCAUCACCACGGCGCCCGACCCGCCCACCAACCUCACGGUGACGCCGCAGGGCGGCAAGCAGGCGCUGGUGUCGUGGCGGCCGCCCGCGCGCGGACACGCCUCCUCCUACAAGAUCAAGGUCAUCCCGCUGUCGGAGUCUCUGCCUCCCGAGGCCCAGCGCGCGGUCACGCUCCACGAGACGGGCCUGCAGUACACGCUGCAGAACCUGACGCCCGGCGCGUCCUACCAGCUGCAGCUGCUCACCGUCUACGACGACAAGGAGAGCCUGGCCUACACCUCGCGCAACUUCACCACGAAGCCCAACACUCCCGGAAAGUUCAUCGUGUGGUUCCGCAAUGAGACGACGCUGCUGGUGCUGUGGCAGCCGCCCUACCCCGUGGGGGUCUUCUCCGACUACAAGGUCAGCAUCCAGCCCCCGGACGCCCCCGACUCGGUGCUGUACGUCAGCAAAGACACCGAACCUCCGGGCCCUGCACAAGCCGCCUUCAAGGGUCUGGUGCCGGGCCGAGCCUACGACAUCUCCGUGCAGACGGAGACGGACAACGCGGAGGUGUCGACGCCGACGACGGCGCAGUACCGCACGGUGCCCUUGCGGCCGCUCAACGUCUCCUACGACCCCGCCUCCGUCAGCGAGUCCUCCUUCCGCGUGCACUGGGAGCCCCCGCGCGGCAACAGCGAGUUCGACAAGUACCAGGUGAUGCUGUCGCUUCGCCGGCCGACGCCGGUGACCCUGGGCCGCGACGAGCCCACCACGGUGGAGUUCCGCGAGGGCCUGGAAGCGGGCCGCAGCUACCAGGUGGUGGUGAAGACGGUGUCGGGCAAAGUCACCAGUUGGCCUGCCACCGUCAACGUCACGCUCAAACCUCUGCCUGUGAGAAAUCUUCAGGCAUCUAUGGAUGAGGGCUCUGGGCUUGUCAGUGUGUCAUGGGCACCUGACAAUUCCAGUCACCAGGAGUCAUACAAGUUGACAUAUCAUGAAGUGGACUCUUCUUUCAAUGGAGACAGCAAUGUCUUGAAGGAAAUUCAUCCUCCUAUUCGUCUAGAAUCUUUAUUACCCGGUCGAAAUUACUCCAUCAGUGUUGUUGCUGUCAGUGGAGGAGUAGAGAGCAAUGAAACUCUUGUGUAUCAAGCGACUCGUCCUUUCUCACCAAUAAUUGGAACUAUUACACCAAUUGAAAGAGGACUCAAUAUAUCAUGGAAAUCAGAUGUUAAAACACGUCAAGAGAAAUUUGAAGUUGUUUACAAGCGCAAUGACACCGAUGAAGCAGUCUCAACUUUGACAAUUGAGAGCAGUUUAAUUUUACGUGACUUGUAUCCGGGAGCAGGUUAUGAAGUCAAAGUUUUUGCACUAAGUCAUGGUCUUCGAUCAGAACCACAUGCACACUUCCAAGCUGUCUAUCCACAUCCUCCACAAAACGUCACCAUAGAAAAAGUCACAAGUAACUCUGUAGUAGUGCGAUGGUUACCUCCAACAGAUUCCUUGUAUCAAGAAUUUAUUGUGAAAUCACGACCUGAAUCAGAAGACACAUGGGUUCCAUUUGAUCCAUCAACAAGAUUUGAGGCAGAGGUUAUUGACAUGGUUCCAGGAGAAAAAUACCAUAUUCAAGUUAUUACAGCAUCAUUUGGUGUUGAAAGUAUUCACCCACAAGAAGUGACUCAUACAAUCCGUCCAAAUCCUGUUUCAAACAUUGCUCCUCUUGUGGAUUCCACUAAUGUAACUUUGGAAUGGCCUCGACCAGAAGGUCGAGUUGAAAGGUACAUAGUGCGUUGGCAAGCUGUAGAUGAUCCUGAAUUUGUUCAGGUGCGAAAUGUGACUGAACAGAUGGUGAACCCUCGUUCUGAACAUAAUACUGAAGAGGGUAGACCAGUUAGAGUUUUAAUUGGUGAUCUUACUCCUGGGUUAAAUUACACUUUCCGUAUCCAUACAGAAUCAUAUGGUUUACAGUCAGAUAAUACUGUGCUUUAUGAGCGAACAAUGCCAUUAAUCCAGUCUGAAGUUGUAGUAGUCAAUAACCCUCAAUUGACUGAUGAAGUAACUUUACGCUAUACCCCAACACCUCCUGCUUCAUCUCGAUUUGAUAGAUACAGAUUUCAGUUAUCAGAUCCUAAUGUUCAAAUCAAAGAAAAGCCUUCAAAUGAUACUGAUAUGAAAGUAACAUUCAAAGGGCUUGUUCCUGGCCGACUCUAUAACAUUACUCUAUGGACUGUAUCUGGGAAUCGUCUCUCUCAACCAUUGCAGCGACAAGACAGACUAUACCCAGAAAGUGUUUCUCAUAUAAAUGCUACAAUUAUAACUGAUACAAUGAUCACACUUGUGUGGGAUCCUCCUACUGGAGAUUAUACAGAAUUUGAAGUUUCAUAUCUAAAUGCUGAACAAGCAUUAGUAAAUAAUGUUACCCGGCAUAACUCCAUUACCAUAACUGAACUACGUCCACAUUGGAAUUAUACUUUCACUGUAACUGUGAGAUCAGGCACUGAAUCAUCUAUAUUACGAAAAUCUCUACCUAUCAGUAAAACAUUUUCUACUCAUGAAUCUGUGCCUGGCAAGGUGGAACAUUUUCAUCCAGAAGAUAUUCAACCAUCAGAUAUAACUUUUAGUUGGAUGUUACCAUCAAAUGAACAAAAUGGAGUGAUACUCAAAUUCUCCAUCACUUAUGGUCUGGAGGGAUCAACACUUACAGAAGUGCGAGAUUUUGGAUCUCAGGAAUUAGGUGGAACUAUUCGCAACUUAAUUCCUGGGAAGACCUAUUUAUUUAGAAUUCAGGCUGAAACACGAGUAGGUUAUGGACCAGAAGCUGUUUGGAAACAGAAAAUGCCUAUUCUUGCUCCUCCAAUUCCUGGACCUCGAGUGGUUCCAUCGGAAGUGAGCGUCACAUCCAAAACUAUUCAAAUUCGCUAUCGCAAGAACUACUUUUCUGAUAAGAAUGGAGCUGUUAUUUCUUAUACAGUAAUUGUGGCUGAAGACAACUCAAAGAAUGCUUCAGGACUUGAAAUGCCCAGUUGGAGAGAUGUUCAGGCGUACAGUGUGUGGCCUCCUUAUCAGGUGAUGGAACCUUAUUUUCCCUUUGUUAAUGCCACUGUUGAGGAUUUCAUUGUUGGACGUGACAGCUGUGAUGUACGUAGUUUGGGGUAUUGCAAUGGCCCUUUGAAGCCUGGCACAACAUAUAGAGUGAAAGUUCGAGCAUUUACUGCUCCUGAUAAAUUCACUGACACUGCAUAUUCCUUCCCAAUUCAGACAGAUGCAGACAAUACCCAUAUUAUCCUUGGAGUGGGAGUGCCAGUUGUUAUUGUAUUGCUUUUAGCAAUAACUAUCUUUAUCUUGAAAAGGAGAAGAACAGUGGGAAGACGUGCUGCAGAGACACGUGGCAAUGAUAGUCUUUCUUUGCCAGAUAGUAUUAUUGAAACUAGUCGGCCAAUUCGUUUGGACAAGUUUGCUGAACACUAUCGCAUAAUGUCAGCAGAUUCAGAUUUUCGGUUCUCUGAAGAAUUUGAAGAACUAAAACAUGUGGGAAGAGAGCAACCAUGUACUGCUGCUGAUCUCCCAUGCAAUCGUCCCAAGAAUAGAUUCACCAACAUUUUGCCAUAUGACCAUUCCCGCUUUAAAUUGCAACCUGUAGACGAUGAGGAAGGAUCUGAUUAUAUAAAUGCAAAUUAUGUUCCAGGUCAUAAUUCUCCUCGUGAGUUCUUGGUUACUCAAGGACCUUUACAUUCAACUAGAGAUGACUUUUGGAGGAUGUGUUGGGAAAGCAAUUCACGUGCCAUUGUUAUGUUAACGCGUUGCGUUGAGAAAGGAAGAGAGAAAUGUGAUCAUUACUGGCCAUAUGACACAUUACCAGUGUAUUAUGGAGAUAUUUGUGUCACAACUCUAAAUGACAGUCACUACCCUGAUUGGAAUGUUACUGAAUUUAUGAUGUGCCGUGGUGAUCAAACACGCAUUAUAAGGCACUUUCAUUUCACCACCUGGCCUGAUUUUGGGGUACCUAGUCCCCCACAAACAUUGGUGCGUUUUGUAAGGGCAUUUCGAGAGCGUGUUGGUCCAGAUCAGAAACCCAUUGUUGUUCAUUGCAGUGCGGGAGUUGGUCGUUCUGGAACCUUCAUUGCUCUUGAUAGCAUACUCCAACAGAUCACUAUUCAAGAUCAUGUUGAUAUUUUUGGCAUUGUGUGGGCUAUGCGCAAGGAGCGUGUGUGGAUGGUACAGACUGAACAGCAGUAUAUUUGCAUUCAUCAGUGCUUACUAGCUGUGCUUGAAGGUUCCGAGAAUCAAGGUCCUCCCAGAGAAGUUCAUGACAACCAGGGCUUUGAAGGCGAGUUGGACAAUGUCCUUCUCGUUGAGGUGGUGACAGCCAUUAGAGGCUUUUCUUCUGACACCUAUGGUGAAGGUGAUGAUGAGGGCAUUGCAGAGUCUGGAAUGUGAGGUGGAAAACAAUAAGUUCCUUCCAAAAAAGAUAUUCAAAUUCAUCACGAUCUUCUCAAGAUGAGAAACACUAUGGAUUUAUGUUGUCUAUACACUCAAGAGAACAUCUCUUGUAAUGUUUUAUUGUAAGAUAGAUGAGGACCAAUAGGUCUGAAAGUUUUAAAUAAGUAGUGCCUCAACUGUGCCAGUUUUCCCAUGACAAAUUUGCACAAUUUAUUUAGAAUAAUUGAAACUUCAUUUCAUACACCCCCCCACACCAAGUUACUCGUUAGCAUAGCAGUGCUUAUAAUCGGUGGUGAUUGCGACUUAAUGCAAAUAAGACAAUACUAUGUGAAUAGCAAGUUUGAUGUACUAAGUAAGAAGUGACUGAUUGUUUAAAAAUAAUAAUUUAUGUAAUAUAGUUAUUUUUCAAACAUUGCAGUUUCACUAAUGAAUGUAUUGUUCUGCCAAAUCUCAUGAGUUUUGUUCAUGUAAUGAACUUUGUUACAAAAUGCAUUAUUUGCAACCCUUCAUUUUCUAUCAUACCUUGUUCUAUGCUUGACCAAUGCUUAAGUAGCAUUGGGUAUUUUUAAUUGUAUCUCCAGUACUUAAUCUAUUGACAGUAUUACUGUAUAUAUGUUAUGAAAGUUUAUAAACAUUUACUCUGUCUAAAUUUAAUAUUUCUAUUUUGUGAAGAACAAAGUGUUAUUUCAUUUGUAUAUUAAAAUUUCAGAGGCUAUUUGAGUGCAGGCACUCCUUUGAAAAUGUACAUUUUUAAAUUUAGCCAUUGAAAUGUUGAGAAAAAAAUAUUUUGAUAUGUAUUCUCUAUUGAAGUAUUUUGUAAUAAAAAUGUGUAUAUAUAGUUCAUAGAUUGACUAGUGUGGCUUGAAGAGUCACAGGGUGCAAUUUUAGAACUGAGGACCAAGGGAUUCUUCUUCCAAAUAUUACUUAAGAAAACAUAACUGAAGGUCAAGCCUCCAAAUCUUGUUACUUGUUGAACUGACUUCUUACUUUUAUGAUAGUGCAAUUAUAAUACCACUACUUCUCUAAUAAUGUAUUUCAAGUGAAUAUAAAACGUAAGUCUAUUCAUGUAACAUUAAGAAAACUUUACUUUUUAUACUUGAAUGUUGAGUGAUAAAUGGACCAAGGAACUAACAGUUCUGGUAAAAUUUUUAAAUUAAAGACAGUGCAGCUUCUCACUCAAUGGAUUUGUUUUGGUAUUAUUUGCCCAGCUUUGCAGAGUGCAGAAUAAAAGUGUUAUAAGUAGAAAAUGUGAAAGACAUCCUAUCAAAUGAAGAAAGAAAAUUCAUUGUUAACUAGGGUGACCAUAUAUUAAACCCCAAAAAACAAGACAGUGUGACAUUUUCUUGACUUGAAAACAGGACACAUGUACAACAAAAAAUGCAAUGUUACAUACUGGUAAUAAAAGUAACCUACAUUUUUAAACCUUAAUAGAAAUGAAUAGCAGAAAUUCAAAGAAAACAAGUCUGCAGUUUUAAAUUUAUUACAAGUAUUUAUUUGCAGAAAUUACUUUUUGUAAAAGUGGUACAUUAUUUACAAUGUAAUCUUGGAAUUCAAUUCAUGAUUUCUCAUGAUAGUGUUUCUUAACAAUAGUCAUUGCUGGGACAGUCAACAAACAGUUGUUUUUGUCAGGCCAUAAAGUAUUUAUUAAAGAAAGUACCGUUUCCAUGGAUGCAUUAUGAUUAGUUCCUGGAAUUGUGAGAAUAAAUUCUACCCCUUUGCUUACAGCUGCUUUACUUAAGGUUCAACAAUAUUAUAAACAGACAUUAAAUGUUCAUGUAACAUGCAAUUUCUUUGGCAUUCCAUCAAGAGUAUAUUGUUGCCAAUAGGCAUCUCUGUCAAAAGAAAAGUGCUAGAGAUGCCUACAACAAUAUACUCUGAUAUGUGGCUGGCAGGGUUGCCAUUUUGAGAAUUCUUACUAAUGCAUCAAAUAGAAAUAAAAGCAUCAAUUGUAUAAUAAACAGGACAUGACAUUAGGAGAAGGGACAAUUAGAUUCCUGUUAAAGCUUCUUCAAGACAAUCCCGUUAAACACAGGAUGUUUGGUCACCUGAACUGAAGUAUAUUUCAAGAAAAAAAUUAAUGGUUCUGUGAAACAAGAAAACAAG
Gryllus bimaculatus (two-spotted cricket) is the source of this 7079-nucleotide messenger RNA. The record is from the annotation of a GenBank genome assembly. Lineage: Eukaryota; Metazoa; Arthropoda; Insecta; Orthoptera; Gryllidae.